Molecule: messenger RNA, 1360 nt
Organism: Camelina sativa (false flax)
Lineage: Eukaryota; Viridiplantae; Streptophyta; Magnoliopsida; Brassicales; Brassicaceae
Source: RefSeq, a predicted model, not a curated record
CACAACACUUCUCGGAUGAGUUUCUUCUCAGUUUUCUCCCUCUCUUUCUUUCUCACUACGAAUCUCUAAUUCAUAUUCCUCAAAAAUGCUAACAUCAUCUUUCUAAAGAAUUGUUCUUUCUCUGUUCUGGGUUAAAAACAUGGUCGACGUUGACCGAAGAACAACUACCGGUUUAACUCACGCAGCCGGUCUACGUCGUCUCUCAGCCCGCGCCGCCGCUUCAUCUACUCCGACGAUCAGAAACAGCCUUCAAUCUUUCUCCCCCUUCGCCGAUAAAGUAACAAACUCAGGUAUCAAUAUCCAACCGGGUCUCUCCGACACCGAGUUUGCCCGAGUCGAAGCAGAGUUUGGUUUCACCUUCCCACCGGACCUCCGUGUUAUCCUCUCUUCCGGUCUCACCGUCGGAACAGGAUUCCCCGAUUGGCGUUCUCCCGGAGCUCGUCUCCACCUCCGCGCCAUGAUCGACCUUCCAGUCGCCGCCGUAUCGUUACAAAUCGAAAAAAACAGUCUCUGGUGCAAAUCUUGGGGCUUUAAACCACCCGACGACCCGGAAAAGGCUUUACGGGUCGCGAGAAACGCCUUAAAGAGAGCUCCUUUAUUGAUUCCCAUCUUCGAUCAUUGCUACAUUCCUUGUAACCCGUCUUUACCGGGUAACCCUGUUUUCUUCGUCGACGAGACUCGGAUCUUUUGCUGCGGGUCGGAUCUGUCCGAGUUUUUCCAGCGUGAGUCUGCUUUUCGAAGACUCACCAAGCAACGUUCGAUGAACGAGACAUCAUCGGCUGGAUCAUCAUCCUCGACUUUUUCACGGAGAAGCUUAGAUUCGAGUCGGGCUAACGGGUCGGGUACGUCGAGAUGGGUGGAGUUUUGGAGUGACGCGGCGGUUGAUAGUUGCCGGAGAAACUCGUCAUCAGCGUCUUCUUCUUCCUCAUCUCCGGACCUUCCCAAAGCAGAGACUCCGAGAUGGGUAAACCAAUACGUUAACCGGAUCGGUUCGGUUUUGAGAAGAGGCGGGUGGAGUGAAACCGAUAUCGAUGAGAUUAUCCACGUGUCAGCAUCGGGUUUCUUUGAAGGUGAAAUGGUAAUUGUUGAUAACCAAACGGUUCUUGAUGUGCUUUUGUUGAAAGCGGUUCGGAUCUCGGAGUCGCUACGUAAGUCUGGGUGGAGCUCCGAGGAAGUCUCGGAGGGAGAAAGAGCGGGAACCGGCUAAGAAACUAUCGCCUGUGCUUGUUGAACGAUUCGAUUAACUUGCUGAAUGGGUUUCCCGGUCAUGAAUACACAUAUUAUUUGUACAUUGGAGUUAUAGUGAUGAUAUUAUUUAUAAAUAAAAUAUGAAAAUUGUAUUAAUUAACUACUGAUCAAA